AUGAAGUCAUACUCAAACAUACGUUCACACUUUGAUGAGGAACAAUGGGUCAUUCAAAUUCGUCAAGCCCUAGACGAACACCUUGAAGAAAAUACCCACGAAAUCCCAGUAAGCAUCUUCCACAUCCCAAGAACCCUAAAGGCUAGUAACCCAAAUUGUUACAUUCCACAAGAAGUUGCAUUAGGCCCUUACCAUUAUUGGCGUCCCGAGCUCUAUGAAAUGCAUAGAUAUAAGCUCGCAGCUGCACAAAGAACCCAGAAACAACUCAAAAACCUCAGGUUUCAUCAACUUGUUGAAAAGCUCGUAAAGUAUGGGCCUAAGACUCGUGCUUAUUACCACACAUACCUUGAUUUCAAUGGCGAAACGUUGGCUUGGAUGAUGGCCGUUGAUGCUUCAUUCUUGCUUGAAUUUCUUCAAAUCUUUGCAAUCAAAGAAGGUAACAAAAAGGGGCAAAAUUUGCACACAACGCCAUUCUCCGAGAUAUGGUGA
Messenger RNA from Ilex paraguariensis (yerba mate), 489 nucleotides. NCBI's taxonomy places the organism in Eukaryota, Viridiplantae, Streptophyta, Magnoliopsida, Aquifoliales, Aquifoliaceae. The record is from the annotation of a GenBank genome assembly.